UCACUGUCAUCAUCAUAAUCAUAAUAAUCCUUUAUUAAUUUCUUAUUUCUUGUUGACCAAAAUUCAUAAUCAGAUGCUAAACAAUCCAACAUCCAACACAAAACCAUGUAUAACCUCGGCUGCGCCGUCGACGGUAGUCUCAACGAGUCAAAAUUCAGUGAUCCUAUGCCAUGGGUCGGCGUUUAUGUAGUAGCAGCAACAAUCGCCUGCGCAACCGCCAUGGCCGCCGACGCCUUCCAUAGUUUCCGGCAAAGAAAGUUCUGGUUUCCUUGCAAACUCUUCUCAAUCAACGCUACAACACUAACCCUCAUAGGCGUUUCAAUUAAACUAACCGUAGAUCUAAAUUCCUCCAUGCCUCGCCGUCAAGAUCAACUAGCUAAACUCAGCAGCUCCGCCUUCAUCUGUACAAUAAUGGGUAAUUCAAUGCCCGCUCUGGGUACGAUGCAGAAUAGCGAAAUCAUGGCAAAUGUUAUGGCUUUGAUUAUUCUUGUAAUCACAGCUGUGGCUAACAUCUGCAUCGAAUUGGGUACAGGUGUGAUCUAUCUUUUCUGGAAAGAACAUAUUGUUUUGAUGAUUCUUAUGUUGGUUUUGCUUGGGAUUUACUGUUCUUCAGCUAUAACAGUUCCUGCUACAAAAUGUUAUUUCGAUUUGAAAUAUCGUAGAAAACAUUUGUUAGCUGUUAAGGAAUGUUCAUUGAUAACAAGAGAUGUUUGUACAACUAAGAAAUUGAAGAAUGAUUUGACUAAAUAUUGGGUUAUGGCUCAUACAUGUAGUCCUCAAUUCGUUUUAGGGCGGCUCGCGACAUGUACAGCUGCUGGAGCUUUUACCCUUUUAGCUGCUUUGAUUCUAGCUGAAGCUAUUUUUCGAUCUUACUUCAGUCCACAAUCGUUUAGAUUCUGUAAAGGGAAUUCUGAUUAUAAAUGGUCGAUUACUUCCAUUCUUAUAACACAAACGAUUGCGGUUAUGGUUGGUACUAUUGCCCCGGCUUUUAGAUGGUUCAUGGCUAUCAAUUUCAGAUGUCCUAAGAAAGCAAGUAGAGCUUGUGAAUUCAAAUUGAAAGUUGAAGGGUAUUGGAUUCAACAGUUGAAUCAAUGGAAAGAUUGCCCUUUUAUUUCAAGAAUCAAGAGUCGUCGUCUUAGAAAGCUUGCGCAUGCUUUGAAGAAUGUUGUUUUCGAUGUUUGUAUUUCGACACAGAAAGGGAUUGUUUUGAUGAGUAAGAUUGUUCGCUUGAUUUCGAUUUUCUCUGCAGGAAAGUUACUAGCUUGCCAUCGUUUCUUCAAGAAAUUGAUUAGUUUUUUCAAGUGUCAUAACAAUGUUUGGAAUGAUGAAGAAACGGAAUCGAAUCAGAAUAUUGAACUUGGCAGAUUCGUGUUGCAUCUAGAAGGGGAGGAAGUUCUUGUUGAUUUGAUUUUAGAAAACGAUAUGGAGGUUAAUGAAAAAUGGAUUGAAUCGGGGAAAACAGAUGAACCGAAACAUCUACUUAAAUUACUCGAGAAAAGCAGAGCAUCUGAGAAAUUCAUAGGUGUGAAUGAAUUAGACAACCAUAUUAUUCCUCCUCUCGAACUCGAAGAACCAAAGAACUCAUGGGCGCUCACAGUCGUAACACUAACCACAAUUGCAGUAACCAUUCCAAAUAUCGAUCAAGAUUUGACAAAGCAAUUGACAAGAAGUGUACACGAAGGUUUAAUCUAUGUCAGACUAGUAGAAGAAAAUCUAAAGACAAACGAUGAUCUUUUAAAAGUCAGGAGAGCUGCUGAAAUCACAUGGAUAGGAGUUGAUCUCCAUCGCAAAUGGUUAGAUGUUGAUAUCAAACAAAUCUCCGAAGAAUCAAAAACCCCAGAAGGGAUUCUCAACAAACUUGCUGAAACAGGAAAGAAAAUGUUCUUCGAUGUAAUGGAGAAGGAUAAACUAAGAUGCUUAAAGGAAGGUCCUUCAGAAUGGGAUGUUAGAGCUUUAGCAGCCAAUUCAAUGUAUAAAAUUGCAAGUGCUGUUAAUCUGGAUUAUGAAACUAAAGAUUACGACGGUGGGGAAAGAUUGUUUGAGCGACUGACAGUGAUGAUCUCCGAUAUAUUAGCAGCUUGUCUUACAAAUUUGCCAAAAGUUAUACCAAUGGAAUGCAAUCGGAGUAGUAUUGAAGAACGAGAAGGAAGUGUUCAUCGUUCUUUUCUUCUUUUGGGGAAAUUGCAUAAGAUUAUCGAAUCCCUUGAUGGGGUUUCGCUACCAAGUUUAGAACCGGAAGAAUUGGCUUGUAUUGAUGGGUGGAGGAAAUUGAGCAAUAUUAAGAAAGAACAGGUGAUAUCAUCUGAUCAUGUUUACCUAUGUAUUGAAUAGAGAAAUGUUAAUAGUUUUGUAUGUUUA
Molecule: messenger RNA, 2358 nt
Organism: Impatiens glandulifera
Lineage: Eukaryota; Viridiplantae; Streptophyta; Magnoliopsida; Ericales; Balsaminaceae
Exons: 1
Coding region: 106-2331 (741 amino acids)
Source: RefSeq, a predicted model, not a curated record